AGCAAAUCUCGGAGGCUACUCCGCUCCGGUUAUUCAGGUUGUAGAAGAUCCCAGAAUACGUUCACUGCACCUACGUACGAUUCUUUAAAAUACUUUACGUGUAUGGGGAUUAAAAACGAACCCACUAAAAUACUUCUCGAAAAGGCGGAAGGUGCACAAUCAAGAUGGCAGAGUCCAACGGGAACAACUCUUCGCGACCAUGGAUCAUGAACGCAUUCGUCAUGAGUGCACCGGGUCACCUGGCCCCUGGUCUUUGGCGGCAUCCCGAUCAGGGCGAGCUCACUGUGGAGCACUGGGUGAAGCUGGCAAAGCUGCUGGAGGAGGCAAAGUUCCACGGCGUAUUCUUCGCAGACGUGCUGGGCAUAUAUGAUGUGUACAAGGGGCCAUCGAACAACGGGCCGGCGCUUCAGAGCGCUGCGCAGAUCCCCAUUGGGGAUCCUAGCCUUCUCAUCUCUGCCAUGGCACAUGCGACGAACUCGCUCUCCUUCGGCGUGACCGCUUCGACGACGUACGAGAACCCUUACGCCCUGGCGAGAAAGUUCGCCACGCUGGACCACAUCAGCAAGGGCCGGGUGGGAUGGAACAUUGUGACUUCCUACCUGGACAGUGCGGCGAAGAGCUACGGCCUAGAAGAGCAGAUACCGCAUGACGAGCGAUAUGUGAGGGCGGAUGAAUUCAUGCAGGUUGUUUACAAGCUCCUUGAGGGCUCCUGGCAGGAAGGAGCCGUGGUGAAGGACAAAAAGGCUGGCAUUUAUGUGAACCCGGACGCGGUCAAGCGCAUCGACCACAAGGGAAAGUAUUACCAAUGUGCUGGUCCCAGUCUGCUAGACCCAUCUCCACAACGUACGCCAUUCUUGUUACAAGCUGGAGCAUCAGCGUCUGGGCAGAAGUUCGCUGCAACUCAUAGCGAGGCAAUGUUCCUGCCGGGCUUGAUCCCAGAGAAGACGCGCAAGAUUGUUGACGAUACCAAAGCAAUACUCGUCCAGCAGGGGAGGAAGCCUGACAGUGUCCGUUUCCUCACCGGAAUAUUCAUCGUGGUGGACGAGACAGACGAGAAGGCGCAGGCAAAGUUCCAAGACCUGCUCCAGUACGCAGACCUGGAAGGCACCGCAGCGCUAUUUGGGGGCUGGGCAGCAACGGACCUGGCAAACUUCACCGAUGAUGAGGACUUUGCGUUCAGCGGGCCGGGCGCGAUCCAGUCCAUGAUCAAGGCGUGGACAGACACCGUCCCCGGGACAGAAGGACUCAAGUGGACCAAGCGCAGGGUCCUCGAGCAGCUCGCCAUAUCCGGGGCCCACGCGAAGGCGGUUGGGAGUCCUAAGACGGUUGCGGACAUCCUGCAGCGCUGGAUCACAGAGGCCGGGAUCGACGGGUUCAACUUGAGCUAUGCGACUACUCCUGGUACCUUUGAGGAUAUGAUCAAGUACCUCUGGCCAGAACUCAGGGCGCGGGGCGUGCUUCAGGAGGACUAUCCUGUCCCGGGAGGGAGCAUGCGCGAGACGUUCUUGGCUGAUGGACAAGGCCCUCGUGUUCGGGCGGAUCAUCCUGCGGCUGCAUAUACAUGGAAAUGA
Messenger RNA from Diaporthe batatas, 1571 nucleotides. RefSeq lists its product as uncharacterized. Gene Ontology annotation, molecular function: oxidoreductase activity, acting on paired donors, with incorporation or reduction of molecular oxygen; monooxygenase activity. The coding region runs from base 165 to 1571 and encodes 468 amino acids. The record is from RefSeq and is a predicted model, not a curated record. The transcript is spliced from 6 exons. Lineage: Eukaryota; Fungi; Ascomycota; Sordariomycetes; Diaporthales; Diaporthaceae.